Messenger RNA from Rattus norvegicus (Norway rat), 1347 nucleotides. RefSeq names its product G protein-coupled receptor 15 (gene Gpr15). Gene Ontology annotation, biological process: G protein-coupled receptor signaling pathway; T cell migration; signal transduction. Gene Ontology annotation, molecular function: G protein-coupled receptor activity. The coding region runs from base 57 to 1139 and encodes 360 amino acids. Gene Ontology annotation, cellular component: membrane; plasma membrane. Lineage: Eukaryota; Metazoa; Chordata; Mammalia; Rodentia; Muridae. The record is from RefSeq and is marked validated. The transcript has a single exon.
AGUUCAAAAGACACAGAGUAAGGACACUUACCAGAUUCAACUUGGAACCUUCAGUGAUGGAACCAGCAACAACCCUGUUUUAUCUGGAUUACUAUGAUGCUACGAGCCCGGAUCCUCGUAUCAUGGAGACUCCCUCCCACACUUCCUACACAUCUGUCUUCCUCCCUGUCUUUUACACAGCUGUGUUCCUGACUGGAGUGUUGGGGAAUUUCAUCCUCAUGGUCACUCUGCAUUUCAAACACCGCAACCGAAGAUUGAUCGAUAUCUUUAUCAUCAACCUGGCUGCCUCGGACUUCAUUUUCCUUGUCACACUGCCACUUUGGGUAGAUAAGGAAGCCUCUCUGGGACUGUGGAGGACUGGCUCUCUCCUGUGCAAAGGCAGCUCCUAUACGAUCUCAGUGAACAUGCACUGUAAUGUCUUCUUGCUCACGUGUAUGAGCAUGGACCGCUACCUGGCCAUCAUGCGCCCAACCUUAGCCAGGAGAUUAAGAAGGAGAAGCUGUGCAUACGCGGUGUGUGCUGUCAUCUGGAUCAUCUCAUGCCUCUUAGGAUUACCCACUCUUCUGUCCAGAGGGCUCACUCACAUUGAAGGCAAGCCGUACUGUGCAGAGAAGAAACCCACGUCAUUAAAACUGAUGUGGGGGCUGGUAGCCUUGAUUGCCACCUUUUUUGUCCCCCUCCUGAGCAUUGUGUCCAGCUACUGUUGCAUCACAAGGAGGCUGUGUGCUCAUUACCAGCAGUCGGGAAAGCAUAACAAGAAAUUGAGGAAGUCCAUAAAGAUCAUCGUUAUUGUGGUGGCGGCCUUCACCAUCUCCUGGGUGCCCUUUAACACUGUCAAGCUCCUAGCCAUUGUUUCAGGAUUGCAACCUGAAAGCCAGUUUCCCUCCGAGUCUCUUCAGCAGGCCAUGAAGGUGACUGGGUCCUUGGCAUUUGCCAACAGCUGCGUCAACCCUCUCCUUUACUAUAUCUUUGACAGCUAUAUCCGCCGGGCCAUUGUACGCAGUCUGUGCCCUUGUCUGAAGAUCCACAACAUUGGGAGUAGCACUGAGACAUUAGACAGUCACCUCACCAAGGCUCUUGCCAACUUCAUUCACUCAGAAGAUUUUGUCAAGCGGAGGAAGAGGUCUGUGUCACUCUGAAAGGAGCUGUGACAUUUCAAGUUCUGUUGGCACUCUUGGGAAGCUGGGUUUUGUCAGCAGCAGAGAAAGAGAAAAGCAUUAAAGAUAAAAUUCAUAUUGAUUCAUAAAUCCAAGCAAGUGUCGGCUUUUUUUUAAAGCCUCCCUGAAGAGCUCCUGUACUGUGGAUGUAAUUAGGACAUAUGCAGUAUUUUCAAACCUUGGAGGUCUU